Gongylonema pulchrum is the source of this 1065-nucleotide messenger RNA. Lineage: Eukaryota; Metazoa; Nematoda; Chromadorea; Rhabditida; Gongylonematidae. The record is from the annotation of a GenBank genome assembly.
AUGUCGAGAAGAACAGCACCGGCCAGUUUCACGCAUUCGUUUUCCAUCGAUGCAAGCAUGGUUCCAACUGCUCAGCAAACCCUAAAUAUGCAUUACGCAAUGCAGUUAUUACCCAGCUCAUCAUCGGUAACACAGUCAGCGCUUUCAUCUACAGCUGUCACUGACUCGCCAUCAGCGAUUGCUUCAACAGUGAAUUCCAGGAGCUCACUACCCGGAGGUGUGCACCUGGCAGUGAGCAGCAUCGGCUUCCAACAAGGACUGCAGUACCAGCUGGCUACGCUUCAGGCGCAAGCCAAAGUGCAGCAGCAGCACAUCGGGCACACGCAGUUACUACAGCAAAUACAAGCGGUUCAAGAGCAGUCACAGGUACUCGCACGUGUACAGGCAGAAGCUCAGGCCCGGGCAGCACAUGCGGAAGCGCGCGCACGAGCGCACGUCAGUCAGGCAGCAGCAAUAGCAGCAGCCCAGGCGCAUGCACAGCAGCAGGCUGCAACUGCAUUCGCUGCACAUGCGCAACACACUGCAAACCUGCCCGAAUACUUUGCUCGAUUCACUGCUCAACAACAGCAGCAACACUGCUUGGAUGCAGCGACGUCGACAACUGCUGCUGCAGGCCCCCAGCUGCUAAACGCUACCACUGAGCAGCGACAGCAGCAGCACCUAUUGCUGCAGCAGCAACUUCACCAGAACAGCGCACUCAGGCAGCAGCAGCAGCAACACAUCCAGGUUGCUGCUCCCACAAACUCGCAACAGCAGCAAUGCACGCUACCAUCAGCCACCGUCAUGCCAGCAGUAUUUCGUUUAGCGACUACAGUCACUCCCUGGUUUACUGCAGCUCCGGUGCUGGCAGCAGCAGAAUCACCGCCAUCGCCGGCCCAUUUACAGCUUUCAGAAUCAAGAUGCACUGAAAUGGGCCCGCACGAGGACACCACCUACCACAGCUUUAUGGCUGGCGUUAUGAAGCUCGAGAAGCACAUCAGUGGCUGCUUGUUCCCUUCAUCGAAACUCGCUCCCGAUCAGCAGCAGAGUGCCGCAGCAACGGUCCGCGAAAACGCAGUGCAGUAG